AUGUACUCUGGUCACUUGGCCAUUCCAAGCUGCACCAACUCCACUGGCUUUGACAAGCGCGACGACUUGCUCGACUUUCCCACGUUUUCGAACGAAAGCGUGAAUCGACAUCCCCAUGUCCACGCCCGCCAAGACUUGAUCUUCUUCUCGAAAUCUCAUUUCCGACGAGGUGAUUACGACCACAUGCAGCUGCACGACCUCAACCUGGGCAAAGUCAGCGAAUACGCUACGUUUAUGGCGUUGCAAGCCACUACACAGUACAAGCUGGCCAUAGACAAGCGCUGAUCUUAUAUAUCAUGUGUUGCAUUGACAGAUUGGCAGACAUGGAAGUAUAUAGACGGGAGUAAUAGUUAUACUUUUCGACAAUAAUAUAUGCGUGUCGACACUGUAGUCGAGUCGCGCGCGAUGGCUUUCGCUUUGC
Molecule: messenger RNA, 421 nt
Organism: Aphanomyces astaci
Lineage: Eukaryota; Oomycota; Saprolegniomycetes; Saprolegniales; Verrucalvaceae
Exons: 1
Coding region: 1-285 (94 amino acids)
Source: RefSeq, a predicted model, not a curated record